This is a messenger RNA of Kogia breviceps (pygmy sperm whale), 662 nucleotides long. The record is from RefSeq and is a predicted model, not a curated record. Lineage: Eukaryota; Metazoa; Chordata; Mammalia; Artiodactyla; Physeteridae.
AUGUCUGAGCCAUUAAAUUCAGGCACUGAUUCACACAGUUACUCUACUCUGAAAGCAUUAAAAGAAAAAAAUCUGGGGGCCAGCGUGAGCACCCUGCAGCGCCUGGUGGAGCAGCUCAAGCUGGAGGCCGGUGUGGAGAGGAUCAAGGUCUCUCAGCCGGCUGCAGAGCUUCAACAGUACUGCAUGCAGAAUGCCUGCAAGGAAGCCCUGCUGGUAGGUGUUCCAGCCAGAAGCAACCCCUUUCGGGAGCCCAGAUCCUGUGCUUUACUCUGAAGACUGUCGGGAAGGAGUCGCUGAGGAAUGCUUUCAAGCACCAAGUGAUGAAUGACUGCCUCCAAAUCUCAAGAACACACUUCUCCAGCCAAAAGACUUUUAGAUAUUUCACAGGACCUUUCCUGUGGCCUGGUCCUUUAGCCAAAACUCUACAGAAAUUUAUGAGUUUCUACUCAAGGAAACUGGGUGAAGGAGUAGAUUUUAAAUAAUAAUGGCCUGGUUCUUUGCUGAAGUGCUUUAUACAUAAACAAAAACCUUACCAUCAAAUAUACCAAAAUACACCUCUUUCAUUAAGUGAAUUACUAGUGUUUCUAUACCUGGAAUGUUACAUAUGCUUUAUUUACUAGAUGUUUACAUUUUGGGAAGGAAAACAGAUUGUUUGUUAAAAA